Molecule: messenger RNA, 2389 nt
Organism: Dioscorea cayenensis subsp. rotundata (Guinea yam)
Lineage: Eukaryota; Viridiplantae; Streptophyta; Magnoliopsida; Dioscoreales; Dioscoreaceae
Source: RefSeq, a predicted model, not a curated record
AUAGAUUUUGUUCUUAUCUGGGCCGAACCCAAGUGAGUCCGAGUGAGAAUGAACGGGAAGGGGUUUGUGGUUUGUAUCCAUGCGCGCGAGACUCUGGCUGCAUAGCAAGUUAGCAACUAACUAGCAAGGUCUCGUGGACAAGUCUGUGGGAAGUGGGAACACAUCAUAGCGAUUAGCGAGUAGUACUAGUAUCCUCAACCUCAAUCCUGGUCUCUCUGGGUCGGGGGAACACCGCAUCCCCUCAUUCUUCUUAUCUUGUUCCAGCAGCCACCCCCCUUAACUCUUUAUAGUUUAUACCCCUCUUUUUUUCAUUCUUCUCUCUCUCUCUCUCUCUCUCUCUCUCUCUCUCUCUGUGUCUGUGUCUAUCGCCCCCAACCCUCGCCAUUAAUCUCACCUCUCGAGCUCACGCCAGUGCGAAGCUUCUCCUUUCCUUGCUCCCAUUCUUGCUUCAGAUCCUAAGACCUUGAGCUUUACUUCUCUUGGAGCUCUGUUAUCAGGAGAUCCAGCUCGUUUCUCAAGGGAUCUCGAGGUUUUUUGGGUUUAUUGGAGUUGGGUCUGGAAAAUGUGAAGGUUGAGAAAGGGGAUCAUGGCCGGAAAUGGAGGCGGGAGCAGCAGCAGGGGCGGUGGUGCGUCGAUUAACGAGGCAGCGACGGCAGUCGGCUCUGGUGAAACCAGAGUCCCUCCAGUCGAGCGGCGCACAAGAUGGAGAGGGUGCUUUGGUGGGUUGUCCUGCUUUGGGUCCCAGAAAGGAGGGAAACGUAUUGUGCCUGCAUCCCGAAUUCCAGAAGGGACUGCAUCAGUAAAUCGUGGAAAUGGGGCUCAAUCUGCUGGGAUCUCCAAUCAAAAUACCACUCUGACUCCAUCCCUUCUGGCGCCACCAUCCUCACCAGCAUCUUUUACCAAUUCUGCUCUUCCAUCGACUGUUCAAUCUCCUAGUUGUUUCUUGUCUAUGUCAGCAAACUCGCCUGGAGGACCAUCCUCCACCAUGUUUGCAACAGGACCUUAUGCUCAUGAAACCCAACUGGUAUCACCUCCUGUUUUUUCAACUUAUACGACAGAACCAUCUACUGCUCCGCUUACCCCUCCGCCCGAGCUUGCUCAUCUGACAACUCCUUCAUCACCAGAUGUGCCUUAUGCUCGAUUUCUUUCAUCUUCUAUGGAUCUCAAAGGUUCUGGUAAAGUGAAUGGAGUGCCUUAUAUGUCAUCCAGUUAUGCGGCUGGUGGUGAUCUUCAAGCUACAUAUCCACUCUAUCCUGGGAGCCCAUCCAGCAGCCUCAUUUCUCCUGCGUCUGGAACUCCAAGGACUGGGGUUUCUUCACCAUUUCCUGAGCAGGAAAUUUCCACUCAAUGGGGUUCUUCCUUUUCUGGUCGGACAUCUCCUUACUCCAGAAAUAGCUCAUCUAAGCUCUUUGGAAUCAAUUCCGGUACUUCCAGGAAUUUUAUGCUGUCUCCUGACUCCAGCUUUUUCUGCCCUGCCACAUCUGCUCAGUUUUAUUUGGAUCAGGCACAGCAAUCAUUGCCUCCCUAUACUCAUUGUGGGGGAAGACUGAGUGUUUCAAAGGAGGCAGACAUGUACUCUAGUGGUGGAAACAGGCACAAUAAAACUUGCAAACAGGAUGUGGAGGAGAUUGAAGCUUACAGAGCUUCAUUUGGGUUCAGUGCGGAUGAAAUCAUCACUACACAGAACUAUGUUGAGAUAACUGAUGUGCUUGAUGAUUCCUUUACUAUGUCUCCAUUUCCUAACACCAAGUCUUCUCCUGAGCACUGCCCGGUAACAGUGUUUGCAUCUGGACAUCAAAAGAUGGGGUCAUCUCCAUCUGUAAUGCUGGAUCCAGAAAGCCCGAAGAUGGCGUAUAUUGUCAAUGGUGAUUCCGAAGCCAUGGGUCCUUGCAAUCCGUUUGCAGGUUCCAAACCAGAUGGCAAGUCUGACACCAUACCUCUGCUGGGAGAUGGUGGAGAAUCAAUAUCAAUGGCUAAUGGUGUAGAUGAGAUGACUCUCAAUAUACCAGCCACUCUGGUCAACAAGAGAAUACGGAUAGGAGAAUCGUGUUCGGAUGCAGAAAUUGAUUACAGACGAGUUAGAAGUUUGAAAGAAGCUAACCGCAUUUUGGCCUGGCAGAGCUCAUUACCAUAAGCUGCAUGCUUGUCAGAGUAAUAUGCAGGAUUAACUUAAAUCUGCUGUUGUUGUAGUUCUUUAAGAAUCUGUUUAGGUGAUAUUUGGAAGGAUGGUUUCUGUUGGUUGUUGUCACUGGAUUUCUAUUACCGUUAGUUUUGUGGAUAUGAUGUGGUGGAUCAUGUUACUUCUACUUUACUUUGUUACUGUAGUACCCCCCUGUACACUUGCUCCUGAUUUCACCAUCUGCAAAAUUUCCUUCCUGAGGUCCAUUUA